Molecule: messenger RNA, 1314 nt
Organism: Gracilinanus agilis (Agile Gracile Mouse Opossum)
Lineage: Eukaryota; Metazoa; Chordata; Mammalia; Didelphimorphia; Didelphidae
Product: keratin, type I cytoskeletal 17
Exons: 8
Coding region: 1-1314 (437 amino acids)
Cellular component (GO): keratin filament
Molecular function (GO): structural molecule activity
Source: RefSeq, a predicted model, not a curated record
AUGGCCACCACCACCAUUCGCCAGUACACCACCUCCAGCUCCAUCAAGGGCUCUUCUGGCCUCGGCGGGGGCUCCUCCCGAGCCUCCUGCCGGGCCCCGGGCAGCUUUGGUUCUGUCUCCUCCUCUAGGCUGGUGUCAGGAGGGGGUCUGGGGGGAGGCUAUGGAGGCAGCUGCUACUCAAGUGGGUACAGCUUCAGCAGCGGGAUGGGGGGCAGCUAUGGAGGCAGCUUCGGGAGUGUGGAUGGCCUCCUGGCUGGUGGGGAGAAGGCCACCAUGCAGAACCUCAAUGACCGCUUGGCUAGCUACCUGGACAAGGUGCGUGCCCUGGAGGAGGCCAACACCGACCUGGAGCUGAAGAUCCGGGACUGGUACCAGAAGCAGGCGCCUGGGCCUGCCCGGGACUACAGCGCCUACCAUCAGACCAUCGAGGACUUGAAGAACAAGAUCCUCACAGCCACUGUGGACAAUGCCAACAUCCUUCUGCAGAUUGACAAUGCCCGCCUGGCUGCUGAUGACUUCAGGACAAAGUAUGAGACAGAGCUGGCCCUUCGUACCAGCGUGGAGGCUGAUAUCAAUGGCCUGCGGAGGGUGCUGGAUGAGUUGACCCUGGCCAGGGCUGACCUAGAAAUGCAGAUUGAAAAUCUGAAGGAGGAGCUGGCCUACCUGAAGAAGAACCAUGAUGAGGAGAUGAAUGCCCUUAGAGGCCAGGUGGGUGGUGAGAUCAACGUGGAGAUGGAUGCAGCACCUGGUGUGGACCUGAGUCGAACCCUAUCUGAGAUGCGAGACCAGUAUGAGAAGAUAGCAGAGAAGAACCGCAAGGAUGCUGAGGACUGGUUCUUCAGCAAGACUGAAGAGCUGAACCGAGAAGUAGCUACCAACAGUGAGCUCCUACAGAGUGGCAAGAGUGAGAUCUCUGAGCUCCGUCGCAGUGUCCAGGCCCUGGAGAUUGAGCUGCAGUCUCAACUCAGCAUGAAAGCCUCCCUGGAGGGUAGCCUGGCUGAGACAGAAAGCCGUUACUGUGUCCAGCUGUCCCAGAUCCAGGGGCUCAUCAGCAGUGUCGAGGAGCAGCUGGCUCAGCUUCGCUGUGAGAUGGAACAGCAGAACCAAGAGUACAAGAUCCUCCUGGACGUGAAGACCCGGCUGGAGCAGGAGAUCACCACCUACCGCCGCCUGCUGGAGGGAGAGGAUGCCCACCUGUCUCAGUACAAGCCCAAAGAACCUGUGACCACUCGCCAGGUUCGCACCAUUGUGGAGGAGGUGCAGGAUGGCAAGGUCAUCUCUUCCCGGGAGCAGGUCCACCAAUCCACCCGCUAA